Argiope bruennichi is the source of this 2072-nucleotide messenger RNA. It is a transcript of the gene CCT3, whose product is annotated as T-complex protein 1 subunit gamma-like. Gene Ontology annotation, biological process: protein folding. Bases 98 to 1753 code for a protein of 551 amino acids. The transcript has a single exon. NCBI's taxonomy places the organism in Eukaryota, Metazoa, Arthropoda, Arachnida, Araneae, Araneidae. The record is from RefSeq and is a predicted model, not a curated record. Gene Ontology annotation, molecular function: ATP hydrolysis activity; ATP-dependent protein folding chaperone; ATP binding. Gene Ontology annotation, cellular component: chaperonin-containing T-complex.
GACUGUCACUGUAAUUCUCUCAUCACCGCCAUUGUGUGAGUAUCAAACAGAGUUCUCUUUAAAAUCUUAGUUUUGAAUUCGAUUUAAUCGGAUAAUCAUGAUGCAAAUGGGCCCAGGACCGAUUUUAGUUCUUAGUCAGAACACUACUAGAGAAUCAGGCCGGAAAGUACAGAUCCAAAAUGUGCAUUAUGCGAAAUCAGUUUCAGAUGUCAUCCGCACGUGCCUCGGUCCUAGAGCGAUGUUAAAAAUGUUGUUGGAUCCAAUGGGAGGUGUGGUUAUGACCAAUGAUGGAAACUGCAUCUUACGAGAGAUCACAGCUCAAAACCCUGCUGCAAAAACAAUGAUCGAAAUCAGCCGUACUCAAGAUGAAGAGGUAGGUGAUGGUACAACAUCCGUAAUAGUCAUAGCCGGCGAAUUGCUCCUAAAGUCAUUGCCAUUUUUGGAGGAAAAUGUUCACCCUACUGUUAUAAUUAAUGGAUACCGUAUGGCACUCGAAGAUGCUAUAAAUAUUCUUCAUACUCAAAUUUCAGUUCCCGUCGAUGUUGAUAAUACUGAUGAUAUGUUAAAAAUCAUCAUGGGUUGUUUAAAAACCAAAGUAAUGGGAAACUGGGGCGAGAAAGCAUGUCAAAUCGCACUUGAUGCUGUUAGAACAGUGCAGUUUGACAAUAAUGGUCGCACUGAAAUUGAUAUCAAGCGCUAUGCAAAAGUUGAAAAAAUACCUGGAGGAAGCAUAGAAGAUUCUAAAGUAUUGGAUGGUGUUAUGAUAAACAAAGAUGUCACCCACGCUAAAAUGCGGAGAUACAUUAAAAACCCACGAAUUAUGUUGUUGGAUUGCAACUUGGAAUAUAAAAAGGGUGAAAGUCAGACAGAAAUUGAAAUUUCCAAAGAAGAGGAUUUUACUAAGAUUUUACAGUUAGAAGAAAAGUACAUUCAAGAUUUAUGUGCUGACAUCAUUAAAUUCAAACCAGAUGUUGUAUUUACUGAAAAGGGUGUCAGUGAUCUCGCUCAACAUUAUUUAGUAAAAGCCAACAUUACUGCUAUUAGAAGAGUACGAAAAACCGACAAUAAUAGGAUUGCUCGUGCAUGUGGUGCUACAAUUGUUAGUCGAGUUGAUGAGUUGAAGGAAGAAGAUAUUGGCACUAAAGCAGGACUGUUCAAAAUUGAAAAGAUCGGCGAUGAAUAUUUCUGUUUUGUUGUAGAGUGUGAAAAUCCUAAAGCUUGCACAAUUCUAUUGCGUGGUGCUAGUAAGGACAUUCUCGCAGGAAUUGAGCGUAGUCUUCAAGAUGCUAUGUGUGUAGCCCGAAAUGUUCUUUUGGAUCCAUAUCUUGUGCCAGGCGGUGGAGCUGUUGAAAUGGCUGUGAGCCAGAAGUUAAUGGAAAAAUCAAAAACCCUCACUGGAAUCACUCAAAAACCUUAUGCAGCUGUAGGAACUGCACUUGAAGUAAUUCCUCGCACAUUGAUUCAAAAUUGUGGUGGGGAUGUAAUCAGAUCUCUUACUGCUCUUCGUGCUAAGCAUGCCACUCCAGGUAAUAUUACUUGGGGUAUCGAUGGAACAACUGGUCAGUUAGUUGAUAUGAAGACCUAUGGUAUUUGGGAACCAUUGGCUGUAAAGCUGCAAACUUAUAAAACUGCAGUUGAAACUGCAAUAAUGCUGUUGCGCAUUGAUGAUAUUUUGUCUGGUAUUAAGAAGAAGGAAGAUCAUCCCCAAAUUAGCCAUAGUCAACAACCAUCUGAAGAAGCUAUGAAGGAAUAAUUAAAAAUACUCUUUUUUUUAAUGUUUGCUUUUGCAAAAUUGUUUUUGAUUGACUAUUCCUAUCAUUAUCAUCUCAAUGUUCACUCCAUCAGAAGGCAUUGUAAGAAAGAUGGAUGGAUACUUAACUGUGAUGUAAUGCUCCUUAUUUUCUUAAAGUUUCAUUAAUAGUACUAAUUGUAUUUGAUAUUCAAAAGCUGGUGGCUGGCUAUGUUGAAAGAAACUGUAAUGAUCAAAUAAUAUUUACUGAUCUGAUAAGAAUUGUGCUGAAUAUUGUUUACACUAUUUUGCUAUAUUAGUAAUAAUAAAAAGCUUAACAUUC